CGACCAUGCACCCAUGUUUCUUGGCUCCUCUUGACUCCAGACGAAAGCUUUUAAGAAGAAAAAGUGAUCAACAAGGCUAGAAAAGUGAAUCAAAAAAACAAGUUUCCUUUUUUAGUGUUAACACGUGGUUCGGAAGUACUAAAUGAUGUCAUACGUCUGGAAGACUCAAAUGGAAUACGAAUAGGCAAAGGACAAACAAGGGAGGAUGUCAACUAGAAGCUGAUACUGAUCAUGGACAUGUCAGGAGAAACUAUAUACAACACGUGUAAAAGAAAUUUUAGUCGACACGGUAUACCUGAAAGAGUCUGUAGUGAUAAUGGAACAAAUUUCGAGAAUAAAUUGAUGAAGAAACUUGGUGAAGAUUGGGGGUUUGAAUUAGUCACCUCGGCUCCGAAACACCAAAGAGGAAAUGUAAAAGCUGAGGCUACAGUGAAGAUUGCAAAAAGAUUAGUAAAAAAGGCAGACACAAGCAAAGAAGAUCUUUGGUAUAUGUUACUUCAUUGGAGAAACACACCUAACAAAAUUGACUCGAGUCCGAAUCAAAGAAUAUUCUCCAGAAGAACACACAGCGGAGUCCCUAUGACAAAUAAACAUUUACAACCACAAACUGUUCUAGGAGUUCCGGAAAAAAUUGAUAGUAACAAGAAGAUCAGUAAGAAGUACUAUGAUAAAAAAACUAAGGAUCUUCCUAAAUUAAAUAUAGGACAGGGAGUAGCAGUUCAACUUAAUCCAGAAGUCAACAAAUCAUGGGUUAAGGGUGACAUCGUUAAAAAAGUAAAAGAUAGAGAUUACAUAGUUAAUGUUGGUGAUCGAACAAUUAGACGCAACAUUGUUCAUAUAAAACCAUUCACGAAUCUUCUAAAAAAAAUAUUCAAGCUAGCAAUGAGGAUCAUCAACCGACUACAAUGUGAUACCUUAAGUUAAGAAUAU
Molecule: messenger RNA, 930 nt
Organism: Leptopilina heterotoma
Lineage: Eukaryota; Metazoa; Arthropoda; Insecta; Hymenoptera; Figitidae
Exons: 3
Coding region: 232-924 (230 amino acids)
Biological process (GO): DNA integration
Molecular function (GO): nucleic acid binding
Source: RefSeq, a predicted model, not a curated record